GUCAAAGUUGCCGCAAUUUCUUGCCCUAGUCCUCCGAUGACAUAUGCUUCGGAAGGCGAUAACGUCACCUUGUGCUGGCGAAUUGUAGCCAACUCCAGUAUUGUGAGCCGCUAUUAUGUUAGGGCCCUGUCAAGGCCAGUCGAGUCUGUAAUGGAUCCGGUCGGCUCUGCAAAUGGGACUGGAUAUUUUGAAAAGGUGUACCCUAGGAAGCAUGACGGAAAUUACAUCAACAGAGCCACUGUAAUUGCCGAUUUAUCCGCCGGAAUGGUGUAUCUCAAGAUUACGAACUACACGAAAAAGAUGGACAAUGUGUACUGUGUGCAUUACCAAUCCCGGUUGGGCAUGAAUGACUUAACACCAUGCCAUUCUCAAGCGCUGUUAUUGCGAAAUAUUGACCUCCGUGAAGUCCCAUUACAAACCACCACAAUGAUGGCAACAGAAACCACGACCAAAGCUACCACGGGCAAGACAGUAAGUAAUCCUACUACUGAGAUGAGCGCAGCAACACCAGAAGCAACUACUAAAGGUCCAGUCACUACCAUGGCUCCUUCUUCAAGGACUGCAUUGAUAGUUAUGAGCUGUUUGUUUGGUGUUGCCCUCAUUGGUGCAAUUGUUUGCUUCCUUCUGUUUUGCAAGGCAAGGAAACAAUCUAACCAUAUUCCCGUCAAAACGAACUGCGCGGCUGAGCAGCUUUAACUGUUUUUCACACUAACUGAUCCAACAGUUACAACACUGACUGGGGGCCUGGUCAAUAUUUGUCACCUGGGGGUGGGGUGGGGUAGGGUGGGGGUUGGAGGAUUUUAGUUGUGUCACGUUAAAUUAAAUACGAUCCCCCCAUAAGACUCUGCAAUAUUCUCAUGAUCUCCCCUUCCCCCCCCCGUUUCAUUGGCAGUCAAUUUUCCAUAGUACGUUCCCCAGUUUAUACUCUACUAGCGACGACUGAUUUCCCUUCCGUUCACCUGAAAACCAUCUCAUCCCCCAAAAUCCUCCGCCCCCCUCACUCCCCUCCCCCCAGACAAUGAAUAAUGUCCGGCCUAAUAAGACCCUGUACUGUCCACACUUGGCAGGAUAACUGACCUUACGUAGCUAAAACAGGAGUGUGAACAUUUGUUAGUGCCUAUUUUGUUUUGCUGUUCCUGUAUAGUUAUUGUUAUGUAUAAAAGGUUAAAUCUAUUAUCAUUUUUGAUUUAAUUUAUUUGUGAAUAGCGAAUCAGUGAAUACACAGCCAAAUUUUCAAGAUAACUUUGAUAAGGUGUCAAUGAGUGAAACUCCGCGUGUCUUGCUCAUACUUUUUUGAAAGUUUUAAGUCGAGCUAUUGGACCUCUUCUGCAUUUAUAGUUGUACUGAGUACACUUUUGGUGAAGUUUUCUCACUUUUCCCGUGGGCUAAUACCCAUGGGCGACAAGAAAAAUUGUUUUAUCUGUGUUCUUAUUUCUUUAUUUAUGGAUUUUGCUUCAUCAUGACGUAUUUUCGCUGAAGACUAUAACCUAGUUUUAAAGUGAAUAAACUUUGAGUGACUUUGGUAGA
Molecule: messenger RNA, 1527 nt
Organism: Pocillopora damicornis (cauliflower coral)
Lineage: Eukaryota; Metazoa; Cnidaria; Anthozoa; Scleractinia; Pocilloporidae
Source: RefSeq, a predicted model, not a curated record